AUGACUUUGAUUCUUAGUAUACUCCGUGCGCUUACGACAAUUGCAGCACUCUUUGUGGGCUUGUCACCACUGCCGGACUAUUAUCGCAUCUAUCAAACGCAUACAACGGGUGAGGUCUCGAUCUUGCCGAUCACUCUUUUGUUCUGUAAUAGUUUUAUGUGGACUAUCUAUGGAUUUUGGACCCACAACAUUUUUCCUGUCUUCGUUUGCAACUUGUACGGCAUGACAACCUCGAUUGUUUUCAGCUCCAUUUUCUAUCGUUGGAGCACUGAUCGUGCCUCCGUUCUCAAAAUUUGGAGUUGUGCUGCAUGCAUUUUGGCAAUUGGUACUUUUUACUUAAUUCUUGGAAGUAAUGGUGUAACGAACCAGAAUCGAGACCAAGUGGCCUCAACGUUUGGAUUCGUUGCCGUUGCUAUUAACAUUGCUCUAUACGCAUCACCGUUGGCAAGCAUGAAGAAGGUGAUCGAAACGAAGGAUGCCUCCUCGUUGCCAAUUACUAUCAGCAUCGUCUUCCUUGGAAAUGCAGCGCUGUGGGUGCUUUAUGCCAUUAUUGCUGGUGAUAUGUUUGUCAUGGUGCCCAACCUGCUCGGAAUGUUACUUUGCACAGCUCAAGUGGCGCUGUAUCUAAGGUAUCGACUUAAGACCAAUGAAACUGCACAUGCAACGAUUUAUAAGAGCAAAGUUGCAGACGGAUCUCAACGAUACUGGGACCAUAUUGCUCGUUGGUUUAGAAAUCCAUUGGGCUAUGAGCUACUGAGCGCUCCUGUGGCUCCCCUACCGAGAUGA
Molecule: messenger RNA, 786 nt
Organism: Plasmopara halstedii
Lineage: Eukaryota; Oomycota; Peronosporomycetes; Peronosporales; Peronosporaceae
Product: 3-like protein
Exons: 1
Coding region: 1-786 (261 amino acids)
Biological process (GO): carbohydrate transport
Cellular component (GO): membrane
Molecular function (GO): sugar transmembrane transporter activity
Source: RefSeq, a predicted model, not a curated record